Molecule: messenger RNA, 3872 nt
Organism: Chiloscyllium plagiosum (whitespotted bambooshark)
Lineage: Eukaryota; Metazoa; Chordata; Chondrichthyes; Orectolobiformes; Hemiscylliidae
Source: RefSeq, a predicted model, not a curated record
GGGUCUGUUUUGUUGUAAAUUGAAAUUUUCUGCAGCCCGGAAGUGAAUAACUAUCUAAGUGGUAUGCAUGGAGCCGGCUGAGAAUCGCGUUUAGAUGACAGUAGCACCAUGAACCCAGCCAGUGGCGCUGCUGAAAACCGACAGCAUUCUGACAAUAAGAAACAGCAGCGAGCCGCUUCACCCGCCAGGUUCCGCGAUAUUAACUCCAGAUCCUCCAUCAAGACGUCGUUCGGUGCCAAAUCGACUGCACUGAAACAGGGUUACCACCCGAGCCGGGUUCCCAACCAGGGCACUGCAAACGCCAAGGAGAAAGGGAGCCGAGCCGCGGCUGCUGUCCGUCCAGCUGGUGCUGAAAAGGAGAUCGCCGCCGCGCCCGAGGACCUCAGAAAGGUGGAAGGGGAGAGCUGCCACUUCACCCAGAGCAAGAACUCGGAGUUGACCCUCGCUCAGAGCGGCCGUGCCGGGGCCAUUCCGGAUAGAACAACGAGGGGGAAGUCAGGGGAGCAGCAGCCCCCAGGAGGAGGGGGAGAGGUGGCAGACAGAGGGGAGCAGGAAGGUGUCGGGGGCGGUAUCGGGGUCGGCCUUCAGACGGACAGUGCGGGCUCGGCGGCGCCGCCGCCCAAUGCUGCGAUAAUGCACAUGAAGAACGCGACGGCAGAGGCGGCCGUGCCCGACAAGGCGGCGGGCGGCGGCUCCAACAUGGAGGCGAUGACCGAGCAGGAAAAGAGCCUGCAAGAUGAGGUCGAGAAACUGCGCUCGGAAAAUCUGGGCCUCAAGAGCGAGAUCGAGGAGAUGCGGAACGAAAUGGACGAAAUGAGGGACAGUUUCUACGAGGAAGACGCUUGCCAGCUGCAGGACCUCCGGCGGGAGCUCGAGCGCGCCAACAAAAACUGCCGGAUCCUGCAGUACCGCCUGCGGAAGACCGAGAGGAAAAGGAUGCGAUUCGCCCAAACCGGCGAGAUGGACAAUGAGCUACUGAGAAGUCUCGAGCAGGACCUCAAGGUUGCCAAAGACGUGUCUGUCAGACUGCACCACGAAUUGGAAAACGUGGAAGAAAAACGCACCAAAACAGAGGAGGAAAAUGAAAGCUUACGUCAGCAGUUGAUAGAAGCUGAGAUCACCAAGCAAGCUUUACAGAAUGAACUGGACAAGAUAAAAGAGUCUUCAUUAAAGCGACGAGGAAGUAAAGACUUCCAAAAAUCUGAAAAGAAGUCACAACAGAUCACUCAUGAGGAGGACAACGAUGACAUAAAAUGCCAGCUACAGUUUGUCAAAGAAGAAGCUAUUUUAAUGCGUAAGAAAAUGGCAAAAAUUGACAAAGAAAAAGAUAGACUUGAAUGCGAGCUGCAGAAGUACAGAUCCUUUUAUGGGGAUCUGGAUAGUCCUUUGCCAAAAGGUGAAGCAGGAGGGCCUCCUACAACCAGAGAAGCUGAACUCAAACUUCGUCUCCGACUGGUGGAAGAAGAAGCCAAUAUCCUAGGGAGAAAGAUAGUUGAGCUUGAGGUUGAAAAUAGAGGAUUGAAGGCUGAGUUAGAUGAUAUAAGGAGCCACUAUGAAAAAGAAGGAGCAAGUGGUGAAGAUUAUGUUGGAGUUGGUGCUUCUGCUUUUCGGGAUCAAAGUGAAGCUGUGUCCGAACUAAGACAGAACCUGCAGCUUGUUGAAGAUGAAGCUGAAUUGCUAAGACGAAACCUGGCUGACUUGGAAGACCAAAAUAAACGACUUUCCGCUGAAGUCAGUAAAUACAAGUAUAAAACGGGAAGCAUGCAGGAUGCUUCCCGGAAUAGUGAUAAUUCCAAAGUAACAGAAGUUCUUCAAGAAGAACUAAAGGCAGCCAGAAUGCAAAUCAAUGAACUCAGUGGCAAAGUCAUGCAACUACAGUAUGAAAAUCGUGUGCUGAUGUCCAAUAUGCAGCGCUAUGACCUGGCUUCCCAUUUGGGUAUCCGUGGCAGCCCCCGAGAUAGUGAUGCAGAAAGUGACCCAGGAAAAAAAGAAAGUGAUGAUGAUUCUCGACCUCCUCAUAGGAAAAGAGAGGGUCCCAUUGGUGGGGAAAGUGACUCAGAAGAAGUUCGCAAUAUCAGGUGUUUACAGACUCCGCCUAGGUCUUUAUUUUCUACAGAUGGCAGAUUGCUUCAAAAAAACCUGAAGGACAGACAACAGAUGUCAGACAUACGGCUGGAGGCAGAACGACUGAGUAGAACUAUAGAUCGAUUGAUUACAGACACAAGCACAAUUAUAACUGAAGCAAGAAUUUAUGUUGCAAAUGGUGACCUAUUUGGCAGAAUGGAAGAAGAAGAUGACAGCAGCAGGAUUAGAGAACAUGAACUUCUCUACAGAAUAAAUGCUCAGAUGAAAGCAUUUAGGAAGGAGCUGCAGACCUUCAUAGACAGACUAGAGGUUCCAAAAACAACAGAUGAAAAAAAUACAGAGGAACCUUUGUCUGUCAGUCAGAUGUUUCAACCUAUUAUUUUGCUUAUACUCAUCCUUGUAUUAUUUUCAUCAUUGUCCUACGCUACCAUAUUCAAAUUGGUUUUUCUUUUCACGCUUUUCUUUGUUCUGUAGAAUCUCCAUCUACUUGAGUAUACCAUCUUUUUAGUUUGUUUAUUUGUUUUAAUAUUUCAUCAAGACUUCUACAAACACAAAAUAACAGUGUUCAAGACAUUUUGGAAUUACUAUAUGCAAAGCUUUGUAAAAUAUUGGAGACUACCAAUUUUCAAGAUGACCUUUUAUAUGAAGCCAUUGGGAAAUUGAGGAAUAACCUUCAACUAGUGUUCUGUUUGCAGAUUAGUCAGAAGUUCCAACUGAGCCAGCUACCACUACCGACUGGAUGGAAAUUUCUGUCAAUCAACUCCUCCUGCAUCUAUACAGAAUUUAGUCCUUCCCAAUACUUCAGUUGUAAUUGUUGAUCAGAAGUGUUUGAACCUAUUUUCCCAUUUUAUUAAUCAUAACAAUUCAGCAGUUGGCUUUUAGGGGAACUCGUAAGCAUACAAACUCAUAUCGCUGUUCCAAUAUGGCCAUCUUUUGUAUGUAAUACUGUUGAAAGCUAGAAUUAAUGUGGAAGUAACGUAUUUAUUCAAGUUACUUCAACAGUCCUUCUGUGUCAAAAUGAUUGGACAUUUAUAAUGCAACUAGCAACUACCUUGAUACUUCUGAAGAGUGGAUGUGUGUCCUGGCAAGAGGUGAAGAGGAGCUUGAAAAUACCCCCUCUAUUUCCAGGUAUGCUCAUUAGAACUGUGACCUGUGGAUCUGGCCACAGCAGGGGUCAUCACCACUGUGCUCUCAGUGCAGCAAAGGCACAGAGAGAUUGAGGAACGGAUGCAUCAGUGAGUCCAGGACCAGCAACAACCUCUUGAUGCUGUCAAGCAGCCUCCAUGUGAAGAGGUGAAGGUUUUCUCAGGAUGCAGAGUACCGGAUGUCCAAAAUAUUGUCUCCAGUGUAAUCCCUCCAGAUGAGUGAGAAACAAUGCGGCCGCAGAUUGAGGAUGUUCUAGGAUACCAUCACAGAACUUUACUCUGCACUGGAGGAGUGAAUGGUCAUUUUAUAUGUCAGCAGUCAAGACAACAGCUGAGAUAACUAGCUAAAGGAAAUCAGAGGUGUCACUCUCCACUCCAGAGAACAUCAGGACCAAGAAGUAAGAAGUUUGGCAACAAGAAGAAAGGCCUCAACUCCAGUUUGACAAGCUGCAAUCGAGGCUGGAUGCCUUGCUGGGAGACAAAAGUCUACUGUCUACAUCCAUGGCUGAUAAUGUAACUCCCGACUGAGGACGUGUGUCAAUACAAUGCUGACCAUUCAUCCACCAAGGCUGUGGUGAAGCAAAUGAGAGGCCACUUGAAAAAUAAAGGCUCCUACCAAUGAUCAAAGAAGGAAAAGAAAGU